UGGAGAAAAGUUUUUCUCAUUCUUGGUUAAAAAGAGAAAGGAGUUUCAAUUUCCUCCUCCUUCUCAUCCUCCCACUCCACCCUCUUACCUUUACCCACCAUCAAUGCAAAUCAUCAAAACUUAAGAAGCAACUUGACAAUUUACUAAUUCACUUUUAAAUCCCAAUCAAAUCAGUUGAUUCAGUUUAAAGAUCAAUAAAACAACAACAACUUUGUGUUUACUUUUGUACUUGAAAAUCAUUUGGAUAUUAUUUUGAUUGUUUUCUCAUAAAUUUGACAACAAUUUAAUCUAAUUGUGAUCAUCACCUUUUGGUUUGCGCCUUGAUUAAAAGUCCAAUAACAUACACCAACUAUAAUUAAAAUGGAUUCGUGGAGAAGUGUUUUAAUAGCCUUUUUAACAAUUAUUCAAAUGAUUGCUCCAAAUGAGUGUAAAAAGAAAGAGGAUACAAAUUCAUCAACGUCCAAGGGCAAUAGUAAUCAGCCAAAUGUUAUGGGCCCUUGGGGUAAUAUGGGCAUGGGAAUGCCGAUGCCAAUGCCAUGGAUGCAAAUGAUGGGCAUGAAUCCGAUGGGAAUGAACCCUAUAAUGGGAGGAAUGAUGAACGGUAUCGGUGGAAUGGGCUCCAUGGGAGCGAUGAGUGGAAUGGGAAAUCCAAUGAUGGUCGGUGGACCGAUGAGUUUCUAUGAUAAAAACCCAAUGGGUAUGGCCAAUUCCAUGGGUAUGAUGCCAAUGUCUUCAAUGAUGUCACCCAUGAUGUCUGCAUUUUCACCUAAUUCAAUGAUGUCCGGUUCCAUGAUGAGUUCAUCUUUCAUGAAUCCUUCAAUUUCACCCGUUGGUCUAUCUUCAGGUAGUCCUUUUGGAUCUCCAUUCACUUCACCAUUCGCCUCUUCAUCCAGUGGAUUAGCCUCUUUCCCCGGAUUAUCCAGUUUAUCCUCACUUGGUUUAAUGGCUUCAGGCUCAUCACCUUUCUCUUCAUCUCUUCACCAUCCUUCCGGGUUUAGUCGUAAAUCUAGUUACACCACAUUAUAUCCAAUAUUCAGUCCGUAAGAGAGAACAAAAAUUUUUUUUUCUAAAUUCAAAAUUAUCAACAAUUCCACAGAAUUGAUGAAACUUUUUGCUUCCAAUUGUCUUCUGUCUUUUGCCUUCAUGUUCAUGUAAAUCAUGUUUCCAUCAUUGCCUUGGCUUGAAUCCCUAUUUCCAAAUGUUGCUAAAGAAAGUAAGAUAAACAAAAAUCAAACAAUUAGUCUAAUUGUCAAGUCAAAUCACCAUCAAUCUAAUGAUUAUACUGAUUCUUUUCAAUAUCCUAAACUAUUGUCCAGUAAAAGAGAAAAAAAAUCAAUCUAUUUACUGGUUAAGUUAAUUACAAAAGAAAGAAUCACAAUAAUCACGCUAUUAAUUCAUUUUCAUUCAUUUAAAUGUUGGCUUACCUUUUUUUUAAAGUUCCUCGAUCCUUGUGACACUUUUUCCAUUCACUUAAUUGUAAUUGAUUGUUUAUUAUUUAAAGAAAAGAAAACCAUUAAUUUGAUUGUUUGUUACUAUUUUCACUUUUCUUUUUCUAUUCUUUCCUUGAUUGUUUUUCUCAUUCUCUCUUAUCCAGUGAUGAGGACGAUAAAAAGGAAAACACCAAAUCAGAAUAAGAUUUCAGGUGAAUAACAAUCGAGAUGCAAAAAAAACAACAACAACAUGAAAAGAUCACAAGUAAACAUGAUGAUAUAUAUUCACAAGAAUUGUAGAAAUUAAUUGUUGUUACAAUAUAAUAAUUUUAGAGAAAGAAUUGAAUAGCUUUUGGGUGAGAAGAAUUAAAAAAAAAGGAGAAAAGAAAUUUGAAUGCUCAUUGAACAGGUAAAUUGAUA
Molecule: messenger RNA, 1850 nt
Organism: Panonychus citri (citrus red mite)
Lineage: Eukaryota; Metazoa; Arthropoda; Arachnida; Trombidiformes; Tetranychidae
Product: protein pygopus-like
Exons: 4
Coding region: 361-1044 (227 amino acids)
Source: RefSeq, a predicted model, not a curated record